Caenorhabditis remanei is the source of this 1377-nucleotide messenger RNA. RefSeq lists its product as uncharacterized. NCBI's taxonomy places the organism in Eukaryota, Metazoa, Nematoda, Chromadorea, Rhabditida, Rhabditidae. Bases 1 to 1377 code for a protein of 458 amino acids. Gene Ontology annotation, biological process: protein polyubiquitination; regulation of Toll signaling pathway. The record is from RefSeq and is a predicted model, not a curated record. Gene Ontology annotation, molecular function: ubiquitin protein ligase activity; protein binding. The transcript has 6 exons.
AUGGUGGAUGACAGUGGAUUGGACAACGAUACACCAAGUCCACCCGCCUACUCGAAUGAGGCGGUUUUUGAUGAUGACAUCUACGGAGAGCUUAUUCUUCUGGGAUUCAACGGGCAAACUGAAAAUCGUGCCACAUCGAAGCGGUAUCUCACAAAAAAGGUGUUGAAACGGAGGGAUGUUGCGAAUGGAAUCAAAAAGUGUACUGUACAUAAUGUAGCUUCCACUGAUAAUAAAAUUAUCAAAGACAAGUCUCGACACACCGUUUCAUUCCAUAGUGAUCACAAUAAAUCAGUGGUGAUCGAGUAUGCACAGGAUAGUACAAAGGAUAUGUUUCAGAUCGGACGUGCCUCUGAUGAACAGAUAGAUUUCACCGUCAUUGACACCUGGAUGUUCCUACCAGAGCAUUCAGAUGCUGCAGUACCAUCUCGCCCGCAAGUUGAUCUCCUUGAGAAAGGAGACAGAACUUCCACAAUCAGUCGAUUCGCUUGCCGGAUCCUGAUCGAUCGGGAGAAUUCGAAUAAGGCGUAUUUGUAUGCAGCUGGAUUUGAUGCGCAUCACAAUAUUUCUAUUAAUCAAAAAUCCCUCAAGUGGACUAAAUCAAAUGGUGAAGUUGAUGGUUUGACUACAAAUGGAGUCCUUAUUCUCCAUCCGAACAAAGAUGAUCUUCUGGAUGAUACCGUCGACAAACCAAUGUACAAAUGGCGUGAAGUAUCAAUCAACGGAGAUGUCUACGAGCCACGUGUCACUCGGAGUAGCUCAGCGAAAGGUGUUUAUGUACCGGAAUGGACUAACAUGCUCCAAGAUGGAACAUUAAUUGAUCUAUGUGGAGCUACAAUACUAUGGAGAACUGCUGAUGGAUUGGAAAGAUCUCCGAAAAUGAGAGAAUUAGAGAUGGCGUUGGAUCGUUUGAAUGCAGGAAGACCUCAGUGUCCAGUCAAUUUGAAUACUUUGGUGAUUCCAAAAAAGAGAAAUGGGAGACAAGUGAAUAGGAGACAACCGUAUGUAUAUCUUCAAUGUGGACACGUUCAAGGAAAGCACGAGUGGGGAAUUCAUAAUAAUAGUGGACAAAGAGGAGGAAAAUGUCCGAUUUGUCUCGUUGAAUCGGAGAGAAUUGUGCAGUUAUCAAUGGGAAUGGAAUCCUCAUUCCAUCUGGAUUCUGGUGUUCUAGACCAUGCUUUCAAUCCAUGUGGACAUAUGGCAAGCAAGCAGACUGUUCUUUACUGGUCACGAAUCCCUCUUCCACAGGGAACUUGCCGUUAUGAUCCAGUCUGCCCAUUCUGCUACCAACUGUUGGCAACUGAACGACCAUUUGUUCGCCUAAUUUUCCAGGAUAAUUGCUUUGAUGACGAUACGAUUCGUUUUUCAAAUGAGGCCUAA